This is a messenger RNA of Hippocampus zosterae (dwarf seahorse), 2077 nucleotides long. RefSeq lists its product as uncharacterized. The record is from RefSeq and is a predicted model, not a curated record. NCBI's taxonomy places the organism in Eukaryota, Metazoa, Chordata, Actinopteri, Syngnathiformes, Syngnathidae. Gene Ontology annotation, molecular function: protein binding. Bases 308 to 1774 code for a protein of 488 amino acids. The transcript is spliced from 15 exons.
UUGCCUCUUCCUUUCGGUUUCUUAGCAUGUGUAAUAAAAGAAUAAACGGGGUGCCGCGUUUAGUGUCGCAUUUCAUGGGAAGCUCUGAAAUGCAUACAACUGAAAAUAGUCUUUGAACGCACCAUAAUAUGGUUAUCACCACUGAAAAUAGUCUUUGAACGCACCAUGCCAUCGAUGUCACCUUCGACUUGUGCAAGAUACCACCACAUUGCACAAAACGUUUCGAAUACAAACUGCGAGAAUUUUGAGGUCCUUCGCGAUUCUUAAAAUAGUCAUCGAACAUCAAACGGAGUUGGAGCGCGCGUAAAUGAAGUCUGAGGAAGGUUCGUUGGACGCACGACGCGGAAGUGGAGCUUCGAUCCCAGCUGAUCCGAAUAUGGCACCCAGAGAUCCACUUCUCAGCGCCCUCAAAGUGUGCUUGUUAAACUUGCAAUCUGAUGAUGGGCAGACGGUGACGGACAGCAGCCCUCACCUCACCUCUUGCUGCCAGCUUCUCGAGCUGGUCCUCAGGAAAGGACUACAACAGCCAGUCCUCAGUCUGGUUCGUAGAGACUACUGGCAAUGUUUUGAGCAGCUUCCCCGCAAAGAUACAUGUGGCAGGCUGUGUAGUGUGGCGUGGGCUGUGGAACAGACUAAAACUUGCAGGAAGCUUAUCUCAGCUCAGGGCCGAGGCCGUUACCUGCUCAGAUUGGCUCUCGGCCGCAAGACCCUGCCACAGUUGGUCACUCACCUCCUGCACACCCCCAGAAUCUUGGAGUGGUACAGCGAAACCUUCUCGAUCCUCAGGAAUGAAGAAUUUUUAGAAACUUUCAUGUCCCUGCUCUUGGUUCUCUCGCAAAUGGAGUUCAAACUGGACAUGGAGAAUUGUAGUUUCUUGGAUGAAAGCUGGCUUUUACCGGUGUGCGAGAUAUAUGAAGUGGUGCCGUGUCGACAGGUGGGAAUGGUCUUGAGCUACCUCAACGGGCGCGUCUUCCUCCUGGAUAUGGUAUCUGGCGGCCAGGCGCAUGUUGACCAGUUUAUCAGCCGCGGCGACGUCAUUGACGAGAUCAAUGGCAUCUGUUUGAGGAAUUCCAGAAACGGACAGGCAGGUGUGGUUCUGUCACGUCUGAAAGGCUGCUUCCUGUCCAUCCGUGUUGUGCGUUGGCGAGCCCGGGACGGAACGGUGUACCGUCCUCUGGUCAAACUGCUGCGCGCUUUGAGGAUAGAGAAUCCGUGGCUGCAACUUGGUCCUGCUCCCUGUCAACAGCCUGCAGCUCCUGCUAAUGACCAGAGAACCCUACCGUCGACACAAUGUCUCGUGGAGGGAAGGAUUGUGUACAUUGUCCAGUUCUUGGGGGACAAAAACAUUGGAGUGAUUGGAACCAAAAUGGUGUUGCCGCAUGCAAUUUCACACGUGUUGCAGCAAAACCAGCCAAGCAAGGAAGUGCUUUUAGAUUUGCAGGAAACGCACUUAACGUGUACAGAGAGCAGCAGUAAUCUGAUGGUGUGUCAACAUCACUAUCCAGAUAUAUCGUGUGUUGGGAGGUACCCUCAGCCAGAUUACACGAUAUUGGGCUUCUGUGUCGUAAACAGACCAGCAGAAAUUCCAUCCAGGUCCCCGACCAACUUCAACUGUGUGGUGCUCAAAGCUGCCAGCAGUAAGGAAUGCGACGACAUCAUUUGCCGCAUAGGUAAGACAAUAGGUGCCUACCUCACAGAAAUCAGAAUUAAACAUAAGAUGUGUUCCGUUUCUCUUGCAGCCACCGGUUUCAGACAUACAGAGUGGUUUGUAUGAUGUGUAAAUAAACGGUCAAAAGUCAAAAAGUGCAUCAUCAAUAUAUUACACGCACACAAAUGUCUCCUCAUAAAAGAACUUUAAUAGAAAGACGUGACAAUUCUCAAUUAUUAAAAUGUAGCUGCCAGGGUUUUGUUCAAUGUUGGAAAACAUGUAAAAAGCAGUCCAGAAAAAUAAGGGCUGCUCCUUGCACCAAGAGUUGUGUAACAGUAGUCAAAGACAGAUGAUCUGCUGGGCAAGCUGCAUUUUGUGCCAGAAACUGUCAACGGUGCCAACAUGGUUGUUUGUGACACUAUCAUGGAU